Molecule: messenger RNA, 10771 nt
Organism: Equus caballus (horse)
Lineage: Eukaryota; Metazoa; Chordata; Mammalia; Perissodactyla; Equidae
Gene: DLG2
Product: discs large MAGUK scaffold protein 2
Biological process (GO): embryo development; chemical synaptic transmission; establishment or maintenance of epithelial cell apical/basal polarity
Cellular component (GO): plasma membrane; cell-cell junction; neuromuscular junction
Molecular function (GO): kinase binding
Source: RefSeq, a predicted model, not a curated record
AUAUACUUUAUUUGACCUGAAUCUUUUUAAACUAUUGAAAUUUGACUGAUGGCUUAGAAUAUGUUCUAGCUUGGCAAAUGUUUCAUGAACACUUGAAAAGAAUGUGUGUGUUUUUCUGUUGUUGGGUGGAAUAUUUUAUAAAGGUACAUUAGCUCAAAUUAAUGAAAUGUUUUUAUAAAGAUUUUCGAAAUCCUUACAGAUUUUCUGCCUGCUUAUUCUAUUAAUUAUUCAAAGAAGGGUAUUUAAAAAUCCAACUAUAAUUAUAGAUUUCUCUAUUUCUUCAUGUUCAUUUGGUAUCUCUAGAAGAUCAACUCUAUCCCCUUAACUCAGCAAGUCCACUGGGUUCCACUUGGAUCCCCCCUCUCUGCAAUGUGGUCUGGACAUUCAAGGUUGUAGAUGGAGCAGUCAUAGGACUGACUUGUUUGUUUCCUUCCUCUUAGAGUUCACUCUUCUUUGUUGUCUGAUAUCCAUUCCUGAAAUUCAUUGUUUCAUAUAUUUUGUUCAGUUUUUUGGUUAUUUCAGGUAGAAGUAUAAAUUCAAGCCCUGUUACUCCAUUUUUACUAGAAGUACAAUUGUCAUGAAGUCAUAUUUAAACUAAUCACCAGUAAAAAGCGUUCAAAUGCAGACCUGUCUAUGCAUGGCAAUACCACCGUAUGAAAAGUACUGAUAGACAUUCUGAGGUCUGUAAUCUAGUUUAGAGCAUCUUGAUAUAUUUAGAUAUGAUUGACAUGUGGCCUAGUGACUAAGUGUUUAACAGAAAAGUGGUAGGCGUUACAUAUCAGGCAUUGUGCCAAAAGGAAGAAAAUAUGUACACUCUAUUUUGUGAGCAGGGGCAAAUGCACCCUGAGUGGUAGUUGAAAAGAAACAGAAGACUGAAAUUAUUUAAUGCCUAUCUUUAUAUUCCUUGUUCCUAGCAUAGUACUUAGCACAUAGUAGAGCUCGAUAAAUAUUUGUUAAACUGAACUACGUAAAAUAUUUGAUAACGUAAGAUUCAUGGUGGAUCUCACUUGAAUGUCGAAGGUAAUAGAUUUUAAAACUUAUAAAAGUGACUGGGUGUGAGGGCAAAAUAUGUUACAUAUACUUAAUAAAAACUAAGUAAUUAACUAAGUAAUAUGACUGAAAUGAUUGAGACACUUAAAACUUCCACAAGUAUAUCAAUGUACCUAUUUUAAAGAAUGAGGAAUAAAUAUAUGGAAUUUGCCACCUCAUAAGGUGUGAGAAGAGUAUCAUUGAAUUUCUGCACAUCAGUGCUCUAAGAAUUGGUUAAAGCUAAGAUUGCUUAGCAUUAGGUAUAGGAAGCUGCUGAGUUUUCAUUCAAGAAUAGCCUUGGCUCCAGGAUAAAUCAGAAUAUUGAGCUUUCUUGGUGUUGUGUUCCUUCCAAACUAACCAGUAAUGACCUCUACUUUCCCAUUCUGUGCCUUUGCUCUACCCUUCUGUCCCCAGGAAUGUCCCCUACCUAUCUCUACAUGUCCAAAUUUUACCCUAACUUCAAGCUUUAGCCAAGUGAGGCUGCCCUAAUUUUCCCAAUGGAUGCAAUUUUUCUUUUUGCUUGUUUUGUGAGUAGUAUAUACUACCUCUUUUAUGGCACUUACCUUUUUUUAACUUGUUUUUUUAUUAUUUGUACCCAUGUAUCAUCCCUUCAAUUAGACUUUAAGCUCCUUAAAGACAGAAUCAACGUCUGACAUAUCCAUUUGCCCAUAGAAUAGUCAAAAAGUAUAGACAUAGGAGAUGAUUGAUAUGUUUGUUGGAUAAUGAAUAAAUGAAUGAAUGCAUGAUUACAAUGGCAUUUUCUUGUGUAGAGGUUCUACAUGCAGAAACUGUGGAUUCUCUAUCCUUUUCCAAAGAGUAAGGAAAGGAGGCUCUUUUUAGGAGAUACUACUUAAAUGAAAGACUGAAGGGACCCGAUGAACAGGAGAGAAAAGUCCGAGGCAUGAUAGAAGACCCAGGGGUUGGGGUCUGGGAUAAUGAUGAACAUUUACUCAAGGAGUUCAGAAAAAGAUUGGCUGGAAUUUUGGAGGACAACUUAGAAAACAACUUUUUAUUUUCCUGUUGUUUGCUGAGAAAUGCAGAACAUUUACUAGUGGAGGAAUAUUUUCUGAAGGUUGUGGGCUGGCUGGUCGACAGUGCUUGAGGAAGAAGCAUGUGGCUGGGGCAGAUGGGCUAGUAGAAGGACAGGAAUGAAGGCAGAGGAGGGACUGUGGGUGUGAGCUGAACAGAAGAACACCAUGAAUGAGAAACAGAGAAGGUUGGUUGCACUGAUAUUGAAAAACAAACCAUCUAAUGGCAAUAGCCUUAUGGUGUAUACUCAUGAAAUAUUAAAGAAAAACCAUCUCCUUGUAAAUUAGCCCAGGUAGAAAUUUUAAAAGAUUAAUUUUACUUGCAAUUCUACCAAUUCAAGAUUGAAAAGUAAUUGAGAUAAGAAGAAAACUUUGCUGGUAUCAGCCUUUGAGACUUUCACACCACAAGGUCAUUAGUAUAAAUGAAUCCACCAUCACCAAGGUACAAAUGCAGAAAAACUAGGUAACCCAAAUCAUGCAGCUCUUCUAAAAAUAAUACAGCAAAAAUCCUUCAUUUAUGUUAUCAAACUGUUGUCUACAGUUUGUACUUUGUUUUAUCCUCUUUGCAUUUUCUAGGUCAAUUAAAAGCACAGUUUAUUCAUUAUGCUGUGUUGCCCUCAGUUUACCCCUUACCUCUAGAAAUUCUUGAAUUAAUAUCCCCGUUGUUGGCUGUGUGACUAGCCCUGAGAGUAAAGGUUCCUUUGGAACUUCUAAGUGCUGGGCAGCCUAUGUGCUACAUUACCCACUACCUCGACAGUCCCACGGAGACUGCAAGGGACUGGUAGAGCCUCAUCUCACUUUGUGGGCUCCUGUCUUAGGUGAAAGAACACUCAGAAUAUGUUACUAUAUUCUGUUGUUCAGACUUGAUUUAGUGCUUAUACUAGCCUUUUGGUAGUGUGCAAAGGGUGCAAGCAAUUUCUUUAGAAUUAACAUGUUCCAAUUUUGUGCAGCCCACUCUCAGGUCCCAAGAAUAUUUAAAGGCUUAAUUCUCCUGGCAUUAUUCAUGUGAAUUCUACCUAGAACAAGAAAUAAGUGUGACCUUUAUCCAAAACAUAAGACAACAGAAAGGUCUUCUAAUUACUCUUAAAUUUUAAGAUAAACAAUUGACUGCAUUUUAUACUCAAGAACUUUCUGGCUAGUCUUUAGAGAUACUCCCAGAUAAACAACUUUGUAACUACUAAAGGCAGUAAUACUCCAGGAUGAAAAAAUAUAUCACAUCUAGAUCUUAAGUGAACUGAGAGUAGAGUUAGACAUAUUAAAUGACACUGUGAGAAUGCAUGUAUAUAGUUGUAUUUCUCACACAGCAGACAAGUGUUGACACCUGCGUAAGUACAUACAUGUGUGUAUGUAACCCAUUCCGUUCAUUUUACUACUUUUCACAAGCUACUCAAAUUCUAACUCCCUAGCCUGCCACCCAAAUCUUCUGGUGGAAAUAUUCUUUCACAUCUCUCUCCCUCCUACUUCUUUCCCCCCACACACUUAUGGUAUGUGCAGUUUCGCCAGACCCGUGUAAAGACAGGGGAACACUGAUGGGAUUGCUUUUCACAAGUGUGGGAAUGAAAAUCCUUCCCAAUGAAAACAUCUGUCUCUGUUCAAGUCAUGCCCAGUUAUCCCCCAAAAGAAAUGUUCUGAUUAACUUUUUUUUUAAGUCUUAAGAUAGCAGUUUGUGUAGCAGAUCUAAUUAAGAAGUUUAUGUAACAGAUCUGCGGGGUUUUUUUCCUUCUUCAACUGGGUUCUUUGAGCUCAGUUUGAGUGUUACUAGCUUUCACCAUGCAACGGCCAAGUACUUCCCGAGCUGAAAAUUAUCAGCUUUUGUGGGAUACUAUUGCUUCCUUGAAACAAUGUGAACAAGCUAUGCAACAUGCAUUCAUUCCGGCUAGCCCUGCUCCUAUAAUUGUCAACACAGAUACUUUGGACACGAUUCCUUAUGUCAAUGGGACAGAAAUUGAAUAUGAGUUUGAAGAAAUUACAUUGGAGAGGGGGAAUUCUGGCCUGGGAUUCAGUAUUGCUGGAGGGACAGAUAAUCCCCACAUCGGAGAUGACCCUGGCAUAUUUAUUACGAAGAUUAUACCGGGAGGUGCUGCAGCAGAGGAUGGCAGACUCAGGGUCAACGAUUGUAUCUUGCGGGUGAACGAGGUCGACGUGUCAGAGGUUUCCCACAGUAAAGCAGUGGAGGCCCUCAAAGAAGCGGGGUCUAUCGUUCGGCUGUACGUCCGCAGAAGACGACCCAUUUUGGAGACUGUUGUGGAAAUCAAACUGUUCAAAGGGCCUAAAGGUUUAGGCUUCAGUAUUGCAGGAGGUGUGGGGAACCAGCACAUUCCUGGAGACAACAGCAUUUAUGUAACUAAAAUUAUAGAUGGAGGAGCUGCACAGAAAGAUGGAAGGUUGCAAGUAGGAGACAGACUACUAAUGGUAAACAACUACAGUUUAGAAGAAGUCACACAUGAAGAGGCAGUAGCAAUAUUGAAGAACACAUCAGAUGUAGUUUAUCUAAAAGUUGGCAAGCCCACCACCAUUUAUAUGACUGACCCUUAUGGUCCUCCUGAUAUUACUCAUUCUUAUUCUCCACCGAUGGAAAACCAUCUCCUCUCUGGCAACAAUGGCACUUUAGAAUAUAAAACCUCCCUGCCGCCCAUCUCUCCGGGAAGGUACUCACCAAUUCCAAAGCACAUGCUUGUUGAAGACGAUUACACCAGUCAUUCCCAACACAGCACUGCAACCCGCCAGCCUUCAGUGACUCUCCAGCGGGCCAUCUCCCUGGAAGGGGAGCCCCGGAAGGUGGUCCUGCACAAAGGCUCCACUGGCCUGGGCUUCAACAUCGUGGGUGGGGAAGACGGAGAAGGUAUUUUUGUAUCCUUCAUUCUGGCCGGUGGACCAGCAGACCUGAGUGGGGAACUCCAGAGAGGAGACCAGAUCUUAUCUGUGAAUGGCAUUGACCUCCGUGGAGCAUCCCAUGAACAGGCUGCUGCUGCGCUAAAGGGAGCUGGACAGACGGUGACGAUUAUAGCACAAUACCAACCUGAAGAUUACGCUCGAUUUGAGGCCAAAAUCCAUGACCUACGAGAGCAGAUGAUGAAUCACAGCAUGAGCUCCGGGUCCGGGUCCCUGCGAACCAAUCAGAAACGUUCCCUCUAUGUCAGAGCCAUGUUUGACUAUGACAAGAGCAAGGACAGUGGGCUGCCAAGUCAAGGACUUAGUUUUAAAUAUGGAGAUAUUCUCCAUGUUAUCAACGCCUCUGAUGAUGAGUGGUGGCAAGCCAGGAGAGUCACCCUGGAGGGAGACAGUGAGGAGAUGGGAGUCAUCCCCAGCAAACGGAGGGUGGAAAGAAAGGAACGUGCCCGAUUGAAGACAGUGAAGUUUAAUGCAAAACCUGGAGUGAUUGAUUCAAAAGGGGACAUCCCCGGAUUAGGUGACGACGGUUAUGGAACAAAGACUCUGAGAGGGCAAGAAGACUUCAUUCUUUCUUAUGAGCCUGUCACAAGGCAGGAAAUAAACUAUACCCGGCCAGUGAUUAUCCUGGGCCCCAUGAAGGAUCGGAUCAAUGACGACUUGAUAUCUGAGUUCCCUGACAAAUUUGGCUCCUGUGUGCCUCAUACUACGAGGCCAAAGCGUGACUACGAGGUAGAUGGCAGAGACUAUCACUUUGUCAUUUCCAGAGAACAAAUGGAGAAAGACAUCCAAGAGCACAAGUUUAUAGAAGCUGGCCAGUACAAUGACAACUUAUAUGGAACCAGUGUGCAGUCUGUGAGAUUUGUAGCUGAAAGGGGCAAACACUGUAUACUUGACGUAUCAGGAAAUGCUAUCAAGCGGUUACAAGUUGCCCAGCUCUACCCCAUUGCCAUCUUCAUUAAGCCCAAGUCUCUGGAACCUCUGAUGGAGAUGAAUAAGCGUCUAACAGAGGAACAAGCCAAGAAAACUUAUGAUCGUGCAAUUAAGCUAGAACAAGAAUUUGGAGAAUAUUUUACAGCUAUCGUCCAAGGAGACACCUUAGAAGAUAUCUAUAAUCAAUGCAAGCUUGUUAUUGAAGAGCAAUCUGGGCCUUUCAUCUGGAUUCCCUCAAAGGAAAAGUUAUAAAUUAGCUACUGCACCUCCAACAACAACAGAAGAGCAUUUAGAAGAACAAAAUAUAUAUAAUAUACUACUUGGAGGCUUUUAUGUUUUUGUUGCAUUUAUGUUUUUGCAGUCAAUGUGAAUUCUUAUGAAUGUACAACACAAACUGUGUGAAGCCAUGAAGGAAACGGCGGGGCCGGAGGGUGGGACAGAAGAGACAUUGCAGUACGCAGGAAGGGUUUGAUUUGGUCAAAGUGCCAGGUGUAGGAUGAACCUCUGACGGGCUUUCUGCCAAAAGAUGGGCAGCCUCCUCACCCCAGCAGAUGUCCAGAGCUGAUUAAGCUGCUGAGCGCUCUGUGUUUUUUUGCUUUAAAGAAAAGUUGCCAGCACUUGAACUUCACCCACCUUCCCAUUACCCACAUCUGUAAUUGGUACACUUCGAAUUUUAUAACUAUGCACAUCCUUUGAUUUCUUAACAAGCAAAAGAAAGAAAGAAAGGAGGAAAAAAGAAAGGAGUCCCUUUGGAGACAGCAUAACAUGAGGGAAGGAUAAGUGUGUAGUUUCUUUGACUGGCAUCUGCAAAGACAAGCAUUUCAUAAAAUUCGCAAGUGUACGGAGGACUGACCUUACUGAGGAGGGGAUUCCACCUGGGGUUAGCUUUAUGAUUGUUUAUUGUCUAUUUCGCCAUUUAUAAACUGAAAGAAGGCACUAAAGAUGAGACUAAUUUAUACAAUAAAAUAUAUUAAAUGUAUAGAACGAAUUUCUAUAGGUUAAAAGUUUUGUGAAAUAUUUUGUAAAGACUAAUUAAUUGAAAGACUAAAUGUAUGCACUAUCAGCAGCUGAUGAUCAAAUUCAAGAACUGAAAGUUGCACUCUCCCUUUUGUUGCCAAUAAUCCAUUCAGAGCAUCUGAGUUCCUUCCAAAGUCUGACAAAGACUUCUCCCUCACUUACCUCCCGUGAUCUCCCUUCCAUAUUAGUGAUACACUCUCAUGGAGCACAUCCCUUAAUGAGUUGCCCUCAUGGAUGCUUUUGGAAGACAUUUGGUUAAUGCAUUUUUAAGCUGAUGGCUUUCAGAGACAAACUCAUGCAAAUAAUCUAAAGGAAGUUUUUGGUUUUUUCUUAUUAAACAACCUGGACCUGCCAUGCAAAUAGUUGAAUAACUUUGUUCCUAGUUACUUACAUACAAUUCUUAAAGGAUCAUUUAGUAUUUCAGCCAAUCAUAAGUAAUUAGGAUUUUUUUUUUUUUGGUCUGUUUCACAUGAAACUGAAGGUUUUAUAACAGCCAGAGAAGGUACAGAGCCAUGGAGAGAGAUCUGUUCCAGGAUGCACUAUUUCUUUGAGGAAGAGAGAGAGAAAAGAAGAAUCCAUUUGUGGGGUGAGGGAUGCAGACUUUUGUUUCCGUGUACAGGGCAGAGAGACAGAACCAUGAGGAAAGACAAUUAACGACUUUGAGCUCAACCAAUUGAACUGCCUUUCUGGGGGCUGCACCUGGACCAAGUUUAUUUUUUUGGCAAUUAUAAUAAUGAUGAUUAAAAAGAGAAACCUUCUGAAGCCUAUAUCCUGCUUUAGAGCUGAUGAUGACAUGACAUCAGCAUUGUUUGUGUCCAAGGUGUUUAGAGAGAGACUUUUCAGUGAUCUCAGUAACCACUCAACUCUGGGUUCUACGCAUGCCCAGACUAAGCCCCAUCGCCUUAUUUCUGGGGUACAUCCAGACCUGGCAGGGAUUCUGCCACACUGUGCAGCAAACCAGCAUGCAGGCUGGGGUGUGAGAGCAAGAGACAGAGCCAUCAGCAGCGAUGGGGCUUCUUCACAGUAAAACAUCAGAGCUCAGAAUGAGGGUCUCUUUCCAAAAACAAGCGUUCUUCAUCUUACUCUAAAUAUCACUGUCUGCCUGGCUGCAGUCACCAAAACACAAAUGUGUAAAAUGAUGCAUCUACCUAUAGUCUUGAGGCUGCCUUUGCCAAUGGAAGGGCUAGCAAUGCAUUUUCCCUCUGUUGAAAGUUAAAUUUCCGGAGACUUCCUUAAGAGUGCUCAAAAUGUUUAGGAUGUGUCCAUGUCUGCAAUUCACCAGUUUCAGGUCAAGGCCCAUUUUCAUCAGUAUUGCUCCCAGAAGUUUUCUUCCACCAGAAUGCCAUUCCUGAUCCCAGCUCUACUUUUAGGCCACUAUGAUAACUUCUUUGGUUUCUCAACUGAGCAUGCAACCAUUUAUUUAAAGGACUGUCAUUAAUGAGUAGAUGUUUCCGCGGGUCGUGUGAUGUGCUUUCCAUUUAAUAUUAAGUAUUGCUGUGGCUGAGUACAAUCAAAUUGAACCACCAACCCUUGGUUUUGUAGUAAUGUAAUUAUUUAUUUUCCUAGUGUAGAUGCUUCCAGAUUAGAAUUGGCAUUUGCACUGAUUUUUUUAUGUAGAUUUAUAUAAAUAUAUAUAUACAUAUAUAUUUGCUUGAAGAAUCACCAAGCAAAUUGGUGAGAGGGUCUUUUCCUAUAGAAUUUACACCUCCAUUUGUUGUGUUGUCUUGCGCUUCCCAAUGUUGAGGUCUCCAUGGCUCCAAUGAACCAGUGUAUUUUGCAGCCAAUCUGACGUCUUGUAUGGAAAUGGCAUGAAAGUUACCCAGAUGACAUCUGGUGCAAAUGCCCUUGGAGCCUGGGGCCAGACUGGUGCUAACACUGCAAACUUUGUCCGGAGCUCUCUCCAAUCUGAAGGCUUGCUGGGGGCGCAAUGUCACCUUCCCAUGCUGGGCCCUUUCGGAAAAGUGCCAGAUCGUGUCACUGGUGCUAUUUUUCAUGCUCUGGUACAAUGUGUAGCACCACGGGGGUCUCAGCUUUACCAAAAUCAAAAUCCCAUUUGUCAGCUAAUUGCAGGGGCGUUUGGUUUUUGCUCUCCUCCCACAGGAUUUGUUGGCCGUUUCUUUGCAGGCCUUUUCUGCCGGCCCCAAGCUCUUGGGUUGGCUCUCUCUGUUUAGUGAGCCCAUCUUUACAAAGCCGCACUCAGGUGCCUGUGAGCUGUCUUAGAUCCUACUGCCAGCCCUUCAGGACUCUGAGCCAGGGGAAAGCUCACCACUCCUCCGGCUCUUGCCUCUGGCUUUUUCUCCUUCUCUUCCUUGCUCUCCCCCUUCUCUUUCUAUCUCAUUCCAUCUCUAAUUCUGUGUUCCUCUCCCUUUUAUCCUUCCUUCCUGUCUUCCCCAAGUUGUUGUUGACUUUCUCCUAUACCCCUGUUUUACUCCCUCCCCUUUAUUCCUCUAUCUCUUUCUCUCUCCUUUAGUCUCUGUCUCUCUUUUCCCUUCUGAUUCCUCUUUCCCCUCCUUUCCUCUCUCUUCAUAUCUCUGAUCAUCUCCUCGCCCACACCCUGCUCCUUAAGUUUUCCGUCCUAUAAGGGCUCAUGGCUGAUUCAGACAGCAAGUCCAUAUGCUGGACUAAUGACACAAAUACUUUGGGUCACCAUUUCACCCACACAGCCCAGAAAGCAAAGCUGAGCAUGAGGUUCUGCCCCGGAGCAGCUCCAGCAUGCCUCACUGAGCCAGCCUGCACCGCUGCCCUGGCAGCGACGAUGCAUGUGCUCUGGGCCCUGACGGCACCUGGGUGUCCCCCUGCCUGAAGCCUGGUCCAAAGGGAGCCCACCCCCAGCACCAUCCCAUGGCUCUGAGGACACUUCCUGUUACUAAAGGCAGACUCUGGCCCCAACAAUUAUUCUGAUAGCAAACCUCUUCCUUCUCACUGAAGCCAUGCCAUCACCUUGGUUUGGAGAGAGACUUUUUUUCCCAUUCAUAAGCUUUCUUUUUCCCAUUUUCAUGUGAAGCCCCCUCGGCUUUUCAGCUGGUGAUUGCUCUGGUGAGAUUGAAUGGACUCGCUGGUGAAAUAACAUCUCUUUCUUCCUGUCUUGAUCCUGCCUAAAUUCCUACAAAAAUAUGUAAAUCAAGGACUCAGGCUAGUUCCUAAGUUUAUCAUAGUAAUUUGUCACUCCUAGGGGAAAAAAAGGAACAUUUCCCUUAGAGCAUGUGGAGUACCUCCUGUGACAACUGAUUUGCCAGAGGACUCCCUCCAGAAGUCUGUGGAUAUACAUUUUGCUUAUGUGUAUGUAUGAUAUAUGUGGUAUGUAUAUCAUGCAUACACAUACCACAUUGGGUAUGAAUGAAUGUGGAUGGAAACCCACACACACUCCAGUCUGUAAAUAUCCUUCCUCACUGAAAACUGUGCUUCGGAAAUCAUUUCUUGUACAGCUGUGCAGUUUCUUGUAGCAGCUAAGGACAAGCUAAGACAGGUGGACAGUUUAGACAAAGAUCAUCCAGAAGACAGAAUACAGAAUCUCCCUAGCAACUCGUGAGGACAGACAACCAAAUGAGAAGGUUGACUCCCAAUGGGAUGGCAAACUUUUCUUAUCUCCUUUUUGAACUUGUGUUUCCUAAAUGUGUCUUAACUUCUGAGUGCACCAGGCUGUACCCGUUAGAUUCUUUCAAUAUGACAGUUUUGUGCUUCUCUCUGACAGGAUGUUCUCCAUCGAGCUGUAGUGCAGGAUGGGAGGGAGGGGGAAAUGCUCCUUGCCUGGGCUGGAGUUUACAGAGACACUGCACAGCUUACACUCCUGUUAAGUGUAAAUAUUCGACACUUCCAUUCCAUUUGUGUAAAAAAUAAAGCACACACGAUUAUAAAAUCAAGAUGUAUAUUUCAUA